Betta splendens (Siamese fighting fish) is the source of this 2382-nucleotide messenger RNA. RefSeq names its product ubiquitin specific peptidase 21 (gene usp21). The transcript is spliced from 11 exons. The record is from RefSeq and is a predicted model, not a curated record. Gene Ontology annotation, cellular component: cytoplasm. Lineage: Eukaryota; Metazoa; Chordata; Actinopteri; Anabantiformes; Osphronemidae. Gene Ontology annotation, molecular function: cysteine-type deubiquitinase activity. Gene Ontology annotation, biological process: protein deubiquitination. Bases 814 to 2028 code for a protein of 404 amino acids.
GCACGGCCUAAAGAAAGAAAGAUUAGCGCCGAUAAUCCACCCUCCCUCUCUCCUUUCUCUUUCUCUGUCUGACACCAGUGACGGGGCCGGGAGAGAGCUAGACUUUCAGUUCUUGCCUUCAGCCACACAGUGAAACAGUAGACAGACCCUUAUGCAUUUUUAACAGCUCAGCAGGUGAUGGGAACAGUUGGGUAGGACAGUUUGUCCAUAGAUAGAGUGGCCAGCUGCUCAGGUAAGACCAAAGCACUAAUAUUUGCUAAUGCGGAAAUAUUUGCUGGGUGUUAUUUUCUAGAUGCGUUUGUGUGUGAAGUUUUAGUUUGGCCGAGCAGCGACGGGACGUUUGAUGAGCUCAGCGUUUCCUAGGUUACACAAUGUUCACUGCUCAGCCUGCCUCCGCUUCUACGUCUCCUGAAGCUGAUCUGCGUUGGUCUGAGCUCGCAGUGUGUGUGUCAGACCUUCACUGUCCCAGCUGUUUGCUGUAACUGUGAGCCGCAGUGGAUCCACAUAUUCGUGAUGAGGGUUUAGCGUCGGGGGCUGUCAUUCACAGAGGACCCGUGUUGUCUUUCCAUCAGUGUGUGGACACGUUCGUCUGGAUAUUGAGUGCAGGAGGCCGUCGGUGGUUCGAACUGAGAGGAGGCCUCUCUAUUAUUUAGCUGAUGUGCGACCACCACAUCCUGCUCAUCUUUAACCCUGCUUAUGAAACAGCGGUUUCGCACCCUCUACUUUGCCGUGUGAACCAUGCUUGCUGCAGGAGAACGCCCCGUCUGACUCGGGCUUUGGAAAGCACCUGCUGAGGCCUCGCCCUGGGACAGGAUGCCCGGAGCCCGCGGCGCCGGCGCGCAGGGCUCCUGUGAGGCCCUGUGUCGAACCCUGGUGUCCCAGAACGGCCUGCAGAGAGAGACCGCGGACAUCUCCCAGUCCGUCCUCUACACCUCGCUCAUGGGCCUGCUCCUGGUCACUGACAACGAGAAAGAGCAGCUCAGCUUAGGAAACGGCAGAGUUGGGCUGAGAAACGUAGGCAACACAUGUUUCCUGAAUGCAGUAGUGCAGUGCUUGUCUCACACCCGCGGGCUGCGGGACUACUGCCUGCUCCGCUCCUACAGGCACGAGAGGUUCUCCAAAGAGGAGGCCAAGCUCAUGGAAGCGUUCUCUCAGGUGCUGUCGGGCCUGUGGGACGUGAACGAGGGCGGCGCCGUCGUCAACGCGCGGCACUUUUACACCAUGUUUAAAGAGGUGGUGCCUUACUUCACCGGUUACAGUCAACAGGACGCGCAGGAGUUCCUCCGGUUCCUGCUGGACAAGCUGCACACGGAAAUCAAUCGCAGACCCAACGUACGACGCACCGAGAAGGAGAUUGAACAAAAAUAUGCCAGGUUCAGGCUUUCAGAAGAGGCAGCUGCCAUGUGGAAGAAGCACCUGGAGAGAGACGACAGCAGGAUCGUGGACCUGUUCUCAGGUCAGCUGCGCAGCUCGCUGCAUUGCUCCGUGUGCUCCCACUACUCCAACACGUUUGACGUGUUCUGCGACCUGUCGCUGCCCAUCCCGAAGAGGAGCUCCUCGGCCGAGGUCACGCUGAGGGAGUGCCUGGACCUGUUCUCUCAGGAGGAGAAGCUGGACAAGGAGAAUUCACCUAUGUGUGAGCGGUGUAACAGGCACACAGAGUGCACCAAGCGCCUCUCCAUCCAGAGGUUCCCCCAGGUCAUUGUGAUGCAUCUAAAUCGCUUCACAACGUCUCGGUGGUCCAUCAGUAAAAGCACGGUGCACGUGUCCUUCCCACGCACUAACCUGGACCUUGGACCCUACGGACCUGCUGACUGCGGCCCAGUUCUGUAUGAUUUAUAUGCAAUAUGUAACCAUGCUGGAACGGUGAACAUGGGCCACUACACAGCCUGCUGCUUAGAUGAGAAGGGCUGGUGCUUCUACAACGACUGCAGUGUGACUCCAGUCUCAGAGAACCAGCUCCAGACCAAUCAAGCCUAUGUGCUGUUUUACCAGCGCAGCAACAGCACCACCACAAUCAGGAAAUAGGCCUCAGACUGGCUGAGUUAAGCAGCCAAUCGGAACAACUUUACCUCCAGUGUCCAUAGAAACAAAUAGAAGCAGCAGUGCUGUGAUUUGGGCAUCUAUGAACGCCUGUCAUAUCAGCGAGGAGUCCCUCAAAUAAACUGAUGAAGACAAAAGAUGCCACGUUCACUUGGAGGGGAGAUGAAGAACCAUCAGCCCUCAUAAACCAUGUCUCAGUGAGACAGCUGAGAAGCUGAGAACGCCCAGAUAUGCUUCAUGCAGGAGUAGGGAAGUGGUGUAUGUACACAUGAUGCAGUGCUCGUAAUACAAGUAGUAUCACAAUAGUGACCCAUAUUUGAUAAAUGACCCCCCCCCCCC